Messenger RNA from Glycine soja, 906 nucleotides. Its product is annotated as protein MAIN-LIKE 1-like. The record is from RefSeq and is a predicted model, not a curated record. The transcript has 4 exons. The coding region runs from base 1 to 906 and encodes 301 amino acids. NCBI's taxonomy places the organism in Eukaryota, Viridiplantae, Streptophyta, Magnoliopsida, Fabales, Fabaceae.
AUGGUUAGGACCAGAGGAUUAAGUCGUGCCUUAGGUCAGGUUACUGGUAGAGGUGUGGGCAGAGGAGAUCGUGAUGAUUCUGAUGAUGCUCCGCAGCGUCAAUGGCCUACUGCAUCCGCACGGAGGCAGCGAGUCGCUGUGACUGCGGAUCACAUCGAUGAGUCAGUCAUCCCUGUGCCAGAUGUUCAGGAUGACCUGAUGGAGGCACCAGCUGCUGUAGAGGACAUUCCUGCGGACGAUGCGGUUCAGAUGCUGGUGGACUUGUUGAUGGCAGGUCAUUGGACAGCUGCGGCUCGCGCAUAUCUUCUUCACCUACUGGGUUGCACUCUGUUUGCUAACAAGAGUGCAACCAAUGUCCAUGUUGUCUACUUGGAGGCCCUUCGUGACCUCAGUAUGACAGAGAGGUACGCCUGGGGAGUGGCUGCUUUGGUUCAUAUGUACGACCAGCUGAACGAUGCAUCUAUGAGCCACAGUCGACAGCUUGGCGGUUACAUCACACUGCUGCAGCACUUUCCCUCGGUCACGGAGUCCACCGCUGAUCAGGACUACGACGAGGCUUCUCCGCGUGCGUGUAGGUGGAUUGCGAUGAAGAAGACCGUGAAGAGCAUUCGCACGCCGUCAUACAGGGAGCGCCUGGACCGACUCCGGAUUCCGGAUGUCUGUUGGAUCCCUUAUGGGGAGCAUCGGGAGGUCCGGGACUUCCACGUCAGAUCAUGUUAUUCCGGUCUCUUGCGCUGGGGGCCUGUUGCUGUUUAUUACCGACCGGAGAGGGUCGUGCGACAGUUUGGCUACACGCAGACCAUUCCUGCUCCUCCUGUCGAUUCAUGGGUCUCGUAUAAUGAUAUACACGAUAGGUGGAUGCACUACGAGGAUCAUAUCGUACCUGCAGGUGAGGCCACGCAUUAG